Molecule: messenger RNA, 444 nt
Organism: Gongylonema pulchrum
Lineage: Eukaryota; Metazoa; Nematoda; Chromadorea; Rhabditida; Gongylonematidae
Source: the annotation of a GenBank genome assembly
CCGCCGGAAGCACUGCCUUUCAAAAUUCAUGGCCCAGUAACUGUGGAAAGCAAGACAAAAAAUGCAACAGCGGAUUCUGAUUCAGCUGUUUUGCCUCUGUCUAUGGGUGUUGAUCCUAAUUCCGCGCAGAAGACAGCAAAUGUACUGCGCCCGCUUCGUUCGUCGGGAGCAGCAGAACAAAGUGCGGCUGCAUCGGAAUCGCAAGUGAAAACGCAAACAUUGCGAGCCGUGCAAUUAGGAACGUUUCCUUCAAGUGUGCAACGAUCGGAACAGCAACAGCAGAAGCCACAGAACGAACAGCUGAGGGAAAUGAGGGACGAGUUCAAGAAAAAGCUUAUUCUGUUUGAUGAGCAGCUUUUUGAAAUGCAUGAAUGGAAUGACUGGUUACAGAAUUUGAAAACGAGCGCCGAGAGACAGCAGAAGCAGGAGGAUGGUAAAAAUUGA